Messenger RNA from Anopheles cruzii, 1302 nucleotides. It is a transcript of the gene Or56a, whose product is annotated as odorant receptor 56a. Gene Ontology annotation, molecular function: odorant binding; olfactory receptor activity. NCBI's taxonomy places the organism in Eukaryota, Metazoa, Arthropoda, Insecta, Diptera, Culicidae. The record is from RefSeq and is a predicted model, not a curated record. Gene Ontology annotation, biological process: detection of chemical stimulus involved in sensory perception of smell; sensory perception of smell. The transcript is spliced from 4 exons. Gene Ontology annotation, cellular component: plasma membrane. Bases 1 to 1302 code for a protein of 433 amino acids.
AUGAAGCUGAAAGAGGAAUGGAUUCUUGCGGACGACGUGUUCCAAAAUCCUCUAAUCGGCCCCGCACUGCGGGCACUAAAGUACUACGGACUGCUGAUCCACGAAAGCCAGCCGAUGAAGAAGCUGCACUGUUUCCGGGGCAUGGUGUUUACCCUGACGAUGCUACUGUUCAACGCUACGCAGUACAUCGAUCUGGGCCAGGUCUGGGGCCGCGUUUCGGACAUGACAGCCAACGCGGCCACUACGCUGCUGUUCACGACGAUCAUCUUUAGGGUCCUGUUUUUCUACCUCCACCGAGCGCGAUUCAACAACAUCAUUCGAGUGGCCCACGAGGGCAUCGUGCGGAUAAUGGACGACGAUUGGCAGGCGGAACGGGACAUACUGGCCACCAACAUUCGCUACCUGAAACGCCUUGCGGUAGUGUUCUGGAGCUGCGCUUUGGUGACGGCCAACACGAUGUGCGUUUACGCGCUGGUUCAAUAUUUUAUCUACGAAAGUCCUUCGGUUGGCCACGGCGGCCGGAAUGAGGUGGUGAAUGUUUUGCGCGAAGUCAUGAACACGACCCAAGCGCAGACGUAUCCUGCGUCGAUCCUUCGCUCGUGGUACCCAUCGCCGGCGGACCAUUUUCUGGCGAUCUAUCUCAUCCAACUGUACGCGAUGCUGGUCGGUCAGCUGAUUGUACCGUCUUGGCACAUGUUUAUGGUCACGCUCAUGGUUUACGGGCGGACCGAGUGUAGCAUUCUAGCGCACAAACUACGCUACCUUGAUCGAUAUCAGGCCGCCGCCGAUGAUCGGAUGAACGGUCCGACGAACCAACCCCUGGCCACUGUAAACAAUUCCGCGCGGCGUUCGAUGAUAAUCGAUUGUGUUAAACGACAGUCUCGGUUGGUGGCGUUCACCAAGGAACUGGAACAGCUGACCCGGGCAGCCGUGUUUCUCGAUUUCGUCCUCUUCUCGGUACUCCUCUGUGCGCUGCUGUUUGAAGCUUCGAUGACCACGUCCGGAGUGCAGAUUUUCAUCGACAUCUGCUACAUCACGACGAUGACCACGAUCCUGUUCCUGUACUAUUGGCACGCAAACGAGAUCAAUGUGUGCGCUGACGGAUUGGCGAUGGCGGCGUACGAAAGCGACUGGUACCGGUAUGACCGGCGGACAAACAAGCUGCUGCAGAUAUUCAUCAUGUACAGCAACAGGCCGCUGAAAAUGAGAGCCUUUUUCAUCUCGAUGUCACUGGACACCUUCAUAGGGAUUCUACGCGCAUCUUACAGUUACUUCACGCUUCUGAAGCAGAUGACCACUUAG